AUGUCCCGCGCCCUCAUAAUCACCGGCGCGACCGGCAAACAAGGCAGCUCCGUCAUCGACGCCAUCCUGACCCGCAACCGCCUCCCUCACACGACCAUCCUCGCCCUCACCCGCGACGCCCGCUCGCCGUCCGCCCAGCGCCUCGCCGCCAAAUCCCCCACCAUCAAGCUCCUCGAAGGCGACCUCAACGACGUGCCCGGGCUCUUCGCCAGCGCCGCGCGUCUAGCGGGCGCCAGCACGCCGCUCUGGGGCGUGUACAGCGUGCAGGUGUCGAUGGGCAAGGGGGUGACGCUGGAAGGCGAGGUGCGGCAGGGCAAAGGGAUGGUCGAUGAGGCGCUCAGGGCCGGAGUGUCGCACUUCGUCUACAGCAGCGUCGAGCGCGGCGGCGACGAGCGCAGCUGGGAUAAUCCGACCGACGUCCCGCACUUCCGCACCAAGUGGGAGAUCGAGCGCUACCUGCGCGACCAGGCCGCUGCGAAGGGAGACAAGAUGGGAUGGACGGUGCUGCGGCCCUCCAUCUUCAUGGAUAACUUGGAGCCUGGGUUCCCUGGCAAGCUGUUCAUGACGUCGUUGAGGGAUACCAUGGGCGACAAGCCGCUGCAGUGGGUUGCCACCAAGGAUAUUGGCGUCUUUGGCGCUAUGGCGUUCGAGGAGCCGGAGAAGUGGAACCAUAGGGCUGUGGGGCUGGCGGGUGAUAUGGUGGACUUUGAUCAGCUGGAUACGAUUUUUACACGGGUGACGGGCAAGCCGGUUGGCACGACAUUUGGACUUCUGGGAAAGGCACUGAAGCAUGGAGUCAAGGAAGUGGGCACUAUGCUGGACUUCUUCAAGAACGAGGGCUACAAGGCGGAUAUUCAGGAACUGAGGAAGGAAUACCCUGGCAUGAUGGAUCUGGAGACUUGGUUGAAGACACAGAGCAAGUUUGUGAAGAAGAACUAG
Lasiodiplodia theobromae is the source of this 939-nucleotide messenger RNA. RefSeq lists its product as uncharacterized. The record is from RefSeq and is a predicted model, not a curated record. NCBI's taxonomy places the organism in Eukaryota, Fungi, Ascomycota, Dothideomycetes, Botryosphaeriales, Botryosphaeriaceae. The coding region runs from base 1 to 939 and encodes 312 amino acids. The transcript has a single exon.